Maudiozyma saulgeensis is the source of this 858-nucleotide messenger RNA. The record is from the annotation of a GenBank genome assembly. NCBI's taxonomy places the organism in Eukaryota, Fungi, Ascomycota, Saccharomycetes, Saccharomycetales, Saccharomycetaceae.
AUGACUAUCCAAAAACUUGUUGUAUUUGGUGGAAAUGGGUUCUUAGGGAAAAGAAUAUGUCAACAAGCUGUCCUUAAGGGAAUGCAAGUUACGGGGCUAUCUAGGUCUGGUAAACCACCAGUUCCUUUAACGAACAACGACAAACAUUGGAUAAAAGAAGUAUCGUGGAAUUCUGCAGAUAUAUUUGAUCCAGAUACCUAUGUUGCUUAUUUGAAAGAUAGACCAAAUGUUGUUGAUACCAUCGGUAUCUUAUUAGAGAAUGAAAAUUACAAGAAAGAUUUGAAGAAUGGUUUGACUUUAUCAAGUUUAUUUAAAAGGGCUCCGAACCCAUUGUUACACCCAAGAAAUUCAGAAGAUCAAGAAAAGCACAAUUCAAACUUCACGUAUGAAAGAAUAAAUACAAAGAGUGCAAUGAUUCUAGCUGAUACAUUCAAGACAAUUCUAGAGAAAAAUAAUGGCGAUUUGAUUUCAAAACCAUCACUAACCUAUGUAUCUGCUGAUAAGGGUUUCUUAGUUAUCCCUAAGGAGUAUAUCAACUCUAAGCGCAGAGCAGAGUUGUAUUUGUUAGAUAUGGCGAAAGAUGUGACAAAUCCAUUCAGACCUAUAAUUAUACGACCUGGGUUUAUGUUUGAUGAGUUGAAUACUAUGCAAUUCAACGACGUUAGAACUUUACUACAUGAUGGGUUGGAAGUAUUAAACUGUGCGAAUAAAUUGAUAUUACGCAAUCAGUUCCAAAUAAUGAAUGACAUAAUAAGGCCUACAAUAUCUACCCAACAAGUAGGGAGAUCGCUCGUAGAUAAAAUCACAAACCAAAAGUAUAGCGGUAUACUAACCCUAGAGCAUAUGCUUGAUAGAUAA